This is a messenger RNA of Branchiostoma floridae (Florida lancelet), 1583 nucleotides long. Its product is annotated as protein N-lysine methyltransferase METTL21A-like. The record is from RefSeq and is a predicted model, not a curated record. Bases 162 to 887 code for a protein of 241 amino acids. The transcript is spliced from 5 exons. Gene Ontology annotation, molecular function: protein-lysine N-methyltransferase activity. Gene Ontology annotation, cellular component: cytosol; cytoplasm. Gene Ontology annotation, biological process: peptidyl-lysine methylation. Lineage: Eukaryota; Metazoa; Chordata; Leptocardii; Amphioxiformes; Branchiostomatidae.
GUGCGUUUCAGCAGUGCAGUUUCUGUAUAUUAUGACAGAGGGUGCUUGCCAUCUGAGGAGGCGAAGUCUGCCAUCUCUUUGUUAGAGUAUUGUGGAAGAUAUUUACCUGUGUAACAUCUAAGCUGACCGGUAACGCUUGAAGACCACUUCCCUCUCGAAAGAUGCCGAUCGAAACCGAGGACACGACGACUUCUUCCGAAGAUACUCCGAAUGGAGCCGACGGAGAAAUCAGCGAAGAUGCGGUUGUGUGGACGAAAGAGACUAUCUAUGAAAUGAUGCGGAGUCGGUCUCGGGACCAGAACUUCCACUUUGUGGGGAGGGACAUUGUUAUAACGGAGAGGAACGUUGGGGACAUGACGGCUAUUGGGACCAAACUGUGGACAACGGCUGACGUGUUCAGUCAAUACUUGGAGAGCGGUGUCUUCCCUCUGAAGGAUAAGAAGGUGAUAGAACUGGGCUCUGGGACGGGGCUGGUCGGGAUUGUCACAAGUCUGUUGGGUGCUGAUGUGACCUUAACUGACCUUCCUGACAUCAUCUAUAACCUUGAACCUAACGUGGCGAUCAACACCCGUGGAGUUGAGCACCCUCCCACCGUGUGCCCUCUAGCAUGGGGCGUGGAUCUGCAGGCUUUCCCCAAGGCAGCGCACUAUGACUACGUCAUCGGGAGUGACCUUGUGUAUGACGCGGAGGUUUUUGAAGGAUUGAUUCAGACCAUAAAAUACCUGAGCGAUUCAAAAACAACCAUUUUGCUGGGUUUCCACCUGCGUGUUCCUGACCGAGACCUAAAGUUUCUAAACAUGUUCACAAAAGAGUUCAACGUUGUUAAAGAACACGAGCUGCCCAAUCAGGGCAAAGCUGUCCGACUGUACGAGGCCAGAACAAAAUAACUGACCACGUAUAUAUAUAUGAAUGAAUGAAUUUUAUUGCUCAACAACCGCACAAGGUACAAUGUAUGGCAACCAAUAACAACUAUUAGCUAUAUAGACAAUAGGCCUGAGGCUACACACAGAACAUAGAAAUAUUAUCAAUAACAGCAGAUUAAUGUAUGAGUGAUCUGGUCUCGCAGUUGGAAUAAAGUAUAGACAAAUUGACCUAGGUAGACGGAUAUAUGAGUUGAACAUGAUAGCAGUAUGAAAAUAUCGUUCUGUGUACCAGUAAAGGAGAUGUGUGUUUUGGUUCUAAUAUUCGUAAAGAAUGCUUCUCUAUGAAAUUUCACGUGUAAAUGUUUAUGAUGCAUGUUACAGCCCCAGUGGCAUUCUUCGCACGAUGGGUGUACGGCUGCAAAUUGGUGACAUUCCUAUAUAGGACAGUCGUGUAGGAUUCGUACAGUUGUAUUGGGAUAAAAAGAAGAUUGUCGCAGAUGCCCGUUCACUGUCUUUCAUAGCCUUACUGAAAGCUAUACUUAAAAAUAGUUGUAAAAUUACGACUCUGGUGUUUCAUCCUAUUUUAGUUUGUACACUGGCCUUGUUGUAGAUAACUCGCAAGAAUCAUGAAGUAUUUUUCUAUGCAAAUAAACAUAAAAUUACAGUGAUUAAGGACGGGAUAGAAGGAAUAGAUAAGGAACAAGCUUUCCUGUGUGACUG